Nicrophorus vespilloides is the source of this 870-nucleotide messenger RNA. It is a transcript of the gene mRpS7, whose product is annotated as 28S ribosomal protein S7, mitochondrial. Gene Ontology annotation, molecular function: mRNA binding; structural constituent of ribosome; rRNA binding. Gene Ontology annotation, cellular component: ribosome. NCBI's taxonomy places the organism in Eukaryota, Metazoa, Arthropoda, Insecta, Coleoptera, Silphidae. Bases 111 to 812 code for a protein of 233 amino acids. The record is from RefSeq and is a predicted model, not a curated record. The transcript is spliced from 2 exons. Gene Ontology annotation, biological process: translation; ribosomal small subunit assembly.
AUUUUUCCUGUUUUCAUUGUUGCAUACUUGAAUUAUAACUACAUUAUCCUUCCAUUGGCAGUAGUCUUAAAAUUUGACGUUAAGUCAAUUAAAGUUGGCAUUAGUCAAAAAUGGCGCUAGUUAAAACGCUCGCCAAUUUAAAAAGCGUUCAAAUAUUAACAAAUAAAUUAGCUGCUCUCAGUGUGGUGCAGCAAAAUGGAAUGUCCAUGUACCCACCUUACUACAUCAACCCAAUCUUUAAGAAAGACGCUCAGGUAGAGCUCUUUGAAAAUGGAGAGGCCCAAAAGUUAGCCCACAUUCCAACAAAGGCAGCUCUCAUAGAUCAAACCUGCUCCAUUUACUAUGAUGAUGACAUAAGGCUCUUCAGGAACUACAUUAUGAGAAGUGGCAGGAAAUCACUUGCCAGGGAAUUGCUUGACAAAGCUUUUGAGAAAGUCAAGAGGUCUCAAUUGGAGAAGUUCCACAAGGCUAAAACAGAGGAAGAUAAGAAUAAGAUUGUGCUGGAUCCAAGGGAAGUAUUUCACAUGGCUGUGGACAACUGCAAGCCUGUGCUGUUCCUAACACCAAUCAAAAGAGGUGGUGUAAAGUAUCAGGUGCCAGUGCCAAUCACAGAGAAGAAAUCCCAAUUUCUGUCAAUGAAAUGGCUGAUUGAGGCUGCAACAGACAAAGAAAGGACUGUCCACUUCCCAGAGAAGUUAGCUUAUGAAUUGAUAGAUGCCUCUAAUAACACUGGGAGAGUUGUGAAGAGGAAGCAGGAUCUGCAUAGGCAGUGUGAAGCAAACAGGGCUUAUGCUCAUUACAGAUGGAGUUAGAUUUGUUGAAUAUAUUAUAUAAUUUAUUUAGUAAGUAAAUGUUUUUCUUCUUUUAAAA